Molecule: messenger RNA, 2759 nt
Organism: Hibiscus syriacus
Lineage: Eukaryota; Viridiplantae; Streptophyta; Magnoliopsida; Malvales; Malvaceae
Product: disease resistance protein SUMM2-like
Exons: 1
Coding region: 42-2744 (900 amino acids)
Molecular function (GO): ADP binding; protein binding
Source: RefSeq, a predicted model, not a curated record
AUACUUCCAAACCAAAAACACCCACUAGUCUUACCAGAACGAUGGGCAAUUGUUUCUCGGUACAAUUUAGUUUCGAGAAUAUCCUCAUUCGUGGCUGGGAUUCCAUUGCUGGGCAUGCUAAUUACGUACGCAAGCUUAAACAAACUCUUCCUGCAUUGUCUGCUGCUCUUGAAGAGCUGAGGGUGGAAAAGAAUGACGUGCAACGGGAGGUUGAUCUGGCCGAACAGCGACAACUGAAGCGACUCGAUCUAGUUCAGCUAUGGCUUUCAAAAGCGGCAACUAUGAUAACAAUGUCGGAAAAUUUGAUUGCAGAUGGCCCUCGAGAAGUAAACAACUUGUGUCUCGGCGGCUGCACUUCCAAGACUUGCCUGUCUAGCUAUAAGUUCGGGAAAAAAGUGGCCAUAGUGCUUCAAGAAAUAAAUGAUCAUAUCAAUAAAGGAGCUUUUGAGAAGGUAGCUGUGAAUCAGCCUGCAGCUUCAGUGGCAUUAAGACCUGAGGAGCGGCCAAUUGCUCUUGAAUCCACACUCGACAAGGUAUGGAGCAGCAUCGUCGACAAAGAUGUGGGGAUCAUUGGCCUAUACGGCAUAGGAGGCGUUGGAAAGACAACACUCUUGACCCAAAUCAACAACAAAUUCAGCACCACGCCUAAUGAUUUCAAUGUCGUAAUUUGGACGUUGGUGUCUAAAGAUUACAAUGUUGAAAAGAUUCAAGAGAGGAUUGGUGGGAAAAUUGGUUUUCCGAAUGAAUGCUGGAAGAAUAAAAGUGUUGACCAAAAAGCAGAGGAUAUUUAUGGAGUCUUGCACAACAAGAAAUUUGUUUUAUUAUUGGAUGAUUUAUGGGAGAGGGUCGAUUUGAAUAAAGUUGGGAUUCCAAAACCAAGCCAAGAAAAUGGUUCCAAACUUAUUUUCACUACUCGAUCGUUUGAGGUUUGCGGUGAAAUGGAAGCUCGAAAGAAAAUUAAAAUGGAGUGUCUGGAACCAGAAGAGGCUUGGAAAUUGUUCCAAGACAAGGUUGGAGAUAAAACACUCAAUAGCCAUCCAGAUAUCCCGAAACUAGCUGAACAAGCGGCCAAAGAGUGUGGUGGGCUGCCUCUUGCACUGAUUACAAUCGGUCGUGCCAUGGCAUGUAAGACAAUACCUGGGGAAUGGAAAUAUGCAAUCGAGAAGUUGAAGCGAUCAGCGUUACCCAAAAUGAAAAAUGAGGUAUUUCCGCUUUUAAAAUUCAGUUAUGAUAAUUUGACUCCCACAAUGAAAUGUUGCCUCCUAUACUGUUGUCUGUAUCCUGAAGAUCAUAAUAUUCCAACGAAAACAUUAGUGGAGUAUUGGUUUUGUGAAGGGUUUUUGAAUGAAUUUGAUAGAAUUAGUGAAGCUCAAAUGCAAGGAGUCCAUAUUAUCAAUUCUCUUCUUAAUGCAUGCUUAUUGGAAAGAGCAGAAGAAUCAUUUUAUAGAGAAGAAUAUGUGAAGAUGCAUGAUGUGAUCCGUGACAUGUGUUUGUGGAUAACAUGUGAACUCGAAACAGAAAAGAAUGAUUUUUUUGUGAAAGCAGGGGCUCAGUUAUUUGAAGAGCCAGAUGUUAAGGCAUGGGAAGGGGCAAAAAGAAUGUCGGUGAUGCAAAAUCAUAUUAAAAUUCUCAGAGAAACACCUAAAUGCCCUAACCUUCGAACUUUGUUUCUUAGAAAAAAUGAGUUGCAGGUCAUCAGCAAUGGAUUCUUUCAGUUUAUGCCACAUCUGACUGUUUUGAACUUGUCAGAAAACGAUGGCUUACACGUAUUGCCCGAGGGGAUUUCACAAUUGGCUUCGCUAGAAUGUCUUGAUCUAUCCGGGACUGGUAUAACAGAGUUGCCCAUAGGGUUGAAAUCCUUGACAAAACUGAAAAUGUUGGACUUGAAUCACAUGGUGCAUCUCAGAAGAAUCCCACGGAAUUUGAUAUCUAGUUUUUCGAAGCUGCAGAUAUUCAGGAUGUGGUAUCUGCUAAGCGGAGAUUAUCCGAAGGAAGACAAUGUUCUGGAUGGUGGUAAUAAUGAAAAGCUUAUAGAGGAAUUGAAAUGUCUGCAACAUCUGAAUAUACUAAGGCUACCACCGAUACAAAGCAUGAUUGCUCUAGAAAGCUUUCUAAGCCUGCACUUGCUUCGAUGCUGCACCGAAGCACUAGAGUUGUGGUAUUUUAGGGAGUCAAAUGUGUUUAAUGUUUUAUGUUUAGAGAACAUGGAGCGUCUAGAGAGAUUAGAUAUCAUGGGAUGUGAAAACAUGGAGGAAAUGAAAAUGGGAGAACUGCAUAUCAGGUUCUCUCUGAUUGCAGAUUAUACUUCACGUUUUCACGCAUUGAGAGAAGUUGCAAUUUCGUUUUGUCACAAACUGAAGGACGUUACCUGGCUGAUUCUUGCUCCGAAUCUAAGGUCGAUUUCGCUAUCGCAUUGUGCGAAAAUGGAAGAAAUAUUAAGCGAGGGAAGAGUAGGAGAAGUUGCAGAUGUGGUCGGAAUUCUAUACCCUGCACCAUUUCUGAAGCUUGAAAUUAUUUUUCUUUGUGAACUACCAGAACUGAAGAGCAUACACUGGGAUGCACUACCCUUCCCAUGUCUGAAAAGCAUUUCCAUAUACGACUGUCCAAAACUGAAGAAGCUUCCUGUCAAUUCUGACAGCCAAAAAGUGAAUCACAUCAGCAUUGAGGGAAGCCAAGAUUGGAGGGCAGAGCCAGAAUGGGAGAAUGAAGCCACUCCACAUGCUUUUCUGCCUCUUGAUGGAUGAUAUGCACGUAAUUCU